AUGAACGAUCCAAAAUAUAUUGGCACGAUAGCCAAAAUAAACAGUACGGAGGAAGACAAAACCAUUCCGCUGAGUGGAAUGUUCUCUGCUGUUGCAUUUAAAGUUGCGUUAACAACCGUGCUGGCGUUCAAGGGAUCCAUUACUGCCACGACACAAAGUGGCGUCCAAAUUGGAAGGGCCCGCGUCGAUGAGCCAAGUGUGGGGCGACCUCAUUCCCAGUUCAACUUGAGAAGUGUCGGGCUUCAGGAGCUUCCUGAACUUCGCUGA
Opisthorchis viverrini is the source of this 267-nucleotide messenger RNA. RefSeq lists its product as hypothetical. The record is from RefSeq and is a predicted model, not a curated record. The transcript has a single exon. NCBI's taxonomy places the organism in Eukaryota, Metazoa, Platyhelminthes, Trematoda, Opisthorchiida, Opisthorchiidae. Bases 1 to 267 code for a protein of 88 amino acids.